Habropoda laboriosa is the source of this 1242-nucleotide messenger RNA. RefSeq lists its product as uncharacterized. Lineage: Eukaryota; Metazoa; Arthropoda; Insecta; Hymenoptera; Apidae. The record is from RefSeq and is a predicted model, not a curated record.
AUGACGUUGGACAAUAAAUUAGCGACGCGUUGUUCGAGAGGUACAGUUAGGAGUCUAUAUAGGAGACCGAAGACAGAGUUCCUCAAACAUUCAUCUCUGCUACUGCGGAAGAUGAUACGUGCAUUAAUUUCGUUGCUUUCGGUGAGUCUGUUGGUCUUGCCUCCAGUCACGUCGUAUGCGAAAGUGUCGAAGAACGGCCAAGAGGAGACGGAGGAUAGAAAGGAUUCGGUAACUUGGAUCGUCAGCAAUGGAACGCAGAGUGAAUCUAGAAGUAUCAAAAAUAUCGCCAUCACUAUGUCACCAGUGUACAUUCCGCCGAAAAUCCCGAACCUGAAGAAUGGCGAAGCGGUGAAUUAUUCUCCAGCAAGAUACUCGACAUUGGACCACGAAAUGUUAUCGAAAUUGAACCAGAAGAAACAGAUUCAGGAUAGGUAUCAUCCAGCGCCGCUGAGUUCCUUCAAAAACAAAGAUCCACCGAGUGACACGAAGGACUCCUCGAAAUCUGUCAGUCGUCCAAAUAUUCCACCCACCAGCCCAUCAUCCUCGAGUAUGUUUGACUUUUCCAAGCCAACGUUCUCGGAGAGCUACGACUACAAGCCGCCAGAUUAUUUGAGCAGUAAGCCGAUUUCGAAGCCGCCGGAUUACCUCAAUGACAAACCCAUCUCGAAGCCGAUAUCGAUGGACGAUUACGCUGAUUCGGAGAUAAGUGACAAGCCACCAGAUUCCUACAAACUGGAUUCCUACUACUCGUCUCACGACCCCGAGUCCGAUUACCACGAUUAUCCUCCGGACACGUCGUACAACAAUGACGCAUCACCGAAACCGAUGGAGUAUUCCGGUCAUCUGGAUCAUCCUUCCUACGAAGAGCCCAACGGCGACAACUUUUACGGCCACCAUCACGACUUCGAUCACGAGCUGAUCUAUGAUCACAUUCCAGAAUAUCACGAGCACACCGAGCCGCCAGAAAUGAACGAUCAAAGACUGGACAAAAGACCGUACUCGUACUACUUCAUAGGGAAGAAGCUGUGGUACGUUCCGCUAUACUUCAGCAUCUACUUUGUCAUCUACAUCGCGGCACUGGUGUUGAAGAGUAUAGCCAGGCACAAGAUCACGUUCCCCGCUCAUUUGGCGGAAGCUGUGGGACACUCUAGAUCGUAUAACGAUUUCAGCUGGUGGGAUUUCACCGGCGAUAUUCUACAGAGUAUCGAGGGUUUCACCGAGAAGUAUGCAAGAAUUUCUUAG